CUCGCCUUCCUGUGGCCCUAGGCUUGAGAACCUCUUUCUGAUUGCAGCUUGUCUUGUCCAUGUGACUUGGUUUCCGUUGCCUGCAUGCUUCCGUGAAUAGUUAAAAGAGGCAUUGGUGCUUCACUCAGAGCAGAGAAAAGCAGCUGAACCUCGCACAUGAGAAGACACUCUGCAACAGCGAGUCAACCAGCGAUAUGGUCAGAGGAUCAACCGUCAGUGGCUUGGGAAAUCCACACCUAACCACCAGUUGAGGAUGUUAAAAUGCCAGUCCACAGGCUCACUCCCCUCCUGCUAUGCUUGUUACCCAUGUGGAGAAUACUGACGCCAGUCUCAAGUCAUCCACAACACAGCCGAUGCCAGCUGAUACAAAGAACGGCUCUCUGCAACAAUGGCAAGCUCUCCUUCGUGCCUAAAGAACUGCCAGACAACAUAGAGGAGCUUCAGCUCAACUACAAUCACAUUCAUACACUACAUUCACCUCUCCUUUAUCCCUCAAUAAAAACCCUGAGUUUAGCUUGUAAUAGUUUGGAGAAAUUAGAAUCAAAUACUUUUCAAGACUCAAAAUUCUUAGACAGCCUCAAUUUAGCAAAUAACAAUCUUCAUAUUGGGUAUCAAGAAAGCAGCCGCGCAUUAAAGACUCUGCCCAGGCUCAGAGCUCUGGAUCUCUCUGAGAAUAAGCUUGAUGAUGAAAUGGCGGCCACUCUUCUCCAAAAUCUGACAUCCCUUGAGUAUCUUAAUCUUUCUGGAAACCUCCUGCAGAGACUGGAUGAGACUUCUUUCAGGGAUCUUCACAAACUGAAAGAACUAGACCUACAGAGAAACAUCAUGUUCGAGAUUGAUGGCGCCUUCGACAGCAAUCCCAAGCUCAAGCGGCUCAACUUGGCCUUCAAUUAUCUGCCUUGCCUGAUUGACUUCCACAUGACCCAGCUGGUGGUCCUCAACGCCAGCCACAACUUCAUCGAGUGGUUCAUCUCCACACAAGACCUUAACGACACUUUCCAGCUGGAGACACUUGACCUAUCAGAUAACAAACUGCUCUUCUUUCCUUUCUUGCCCAACCAGAGCCACUUGCGGAAUCUUUACCUAUCUCACAACAGCAUUAGGUUUUAUGAACACUUGACAGACAACACCACAUUCCUGAACUUGACUACAACGGUGGAGUUCUACAAUCUGAAGACAUACAUGAGCAACGUGACGGCAAAGCUGUGGGACGAGAGCCUUCAUGGUGACAUCUCCUCUCUAGAGAUUUUGGAUCUAAGAGGAAACCAGGUGGAGUAUUUCCCACGAGGAUUUAUUCACAAAAUGCCUGCCCUGUCCAGACUUCGAAUGUGCACAAACUGUCUAGAAACCUUAAAUCUAACGUCAGAACAGUUCUCUGGUAGCUUGUACGAGUUGGACUUCAGCAACAACAGGCUGAACCAGAUUGUAGCAGAUGAAAAUACGCUGACUACUUUUGACAAUUUGACGUACCUUAACCUGAGCCUGAAUGAUCUUGAGUGGUUACCCUCAGGAUUAUUUUCCUCUUUGCCAAGCCUGAGGUCAGUGGAUCUCAGUUAUAACAACAUUGACAUUUGCCCUCCUGAUAAAGCUGAGACCAGUACAAACAAUAUCUCAUUUUGUGUGGAUUGGAAAAAUGUUAUAUCCCUAAGGCAGCUUUACCUUAAGGGAUGCAACCUUGAAAGAGUUCCGUCAUCUGCGUUCGCUGGGCUGCCUCUAACACACUUGGAACUGUCCGACAACCCAGGACUCAUUGCCCAAGAAUCAAUACAAAGUCUUAGCAGAACGUUACAGCAUCUAGGUUUAGGAAACACUCACAUACAAGACUUCGACUUCUCCCAUUUCCAAAGUCUAAAGUCUUUAAACAUUUCAAGGAAUUCUCUCGACCAUCUUCCCCCUUCACUUCUGAACCUUCACCUAAAAGUGCUCGAUGUGAGGGACAAUAGACUGUCAAAUAUACCCUCAGGUCAUGCUAAAACAUUAGCCCCGAAACUGCACACUGUUUUCCUCACAGGAAAUCCGUUCAACUGCUGCCAAACAGAAUGGUUCAGGACAUUUGAAACAACAAAGACAAUCAAUAUGGUCGGACAAUCGGAUAUUGAAUGUAAGGAUCUCUUCCAAACGACACACAGGGUGGAGCACUUCCAGUCAUUUUUGUGUUUGGAGGAAAGUGCGGAAUCUGUAUUCUGGUACAUUCUGCUUAUUGUACCUUUUUCUUUUCUGGGCAUUUCAGUUAUUGUUCUGCUCACCUUCAAGCCCAAAAUACUAAAAAAAUCAAUCAAAAAGAAGUAUUUGAAGCCUACAACUUACUGAUACUUUAUAACCCUAAAAAUGUACAGUGCUAAAUAUAUAUUGGAAAUAAAUUCAAUGUGUUUACAAUAAUAAAAGGAAGAAUUCUAUGAUUAUUUAAACAGGA
Molecule: messenger RNA, 2413 nt
Organism: Micropterus salmoides (largemouth bass)
Lineage: Eukaryota; Metazoa; Chordata; Actinopteri; Centrarchiformes; Centrarchidae
Gene: nrros
Product: negative regulator of reactive oxygen species
Exons: 3
Coding region: 262-2310 (682 amino acids)
Cellular component (GO): extracellular matrix
Molecular function (GO): protein binding
Source: RefSeq, a predicted model, not a curated record